UGCUAAUCGUGGCCCGUCAGAUUUGCCCAUCUCAUCCCAUCAUGUCUCAUUUUGCAGCUGGACUCAUUUUUAAGAAAUCACAGACUAGCUUUGUAAUUGAUAUCCUUUUGGUCAAUGUGCCAGCUGAGGCCCUGCACCAAUGUGACGGUCAAGGGAGAGACCAUGCGACCAUCUAGCCGGGUGCCCCUUAUGGUGCUUUGUGAGACCCAUCGCUCUCACAUGGUGAAACACCACUGCUGUCCCGGUUGUGGAUUCUUUUGUGUAGCAGGAACAUUCCUUGAGUGUUGCCCGGAUCAGCGCAUCGCCCACCGUUUCCACCGUGGGUGUGUCACGGUACUCGGGGGUGGGCGGAGCAGAACAAAUGGCGGAAUGCUUUUCUGUCCCCACUGUGGUGAGGAUGCCACUGAGGCUCAAGAGGUCACCAUGCCUUCCUUGAGCGCAGCGACAGCUUCCUCCACCAUGGUGGUCACCAUGUCGGCGUCCUCCACCACCACGCCGUCUUUGCCCCCAUCUGUCCCUUCGGCGCCCUCUCUCACAGCCUCCACAGGAGGGAUGAAAGAUGGGAAGAUGCCUGAAAGGCCUGUCAG
Messenger RNA from Hippocampus comes (tiger tail seahorse), 587 nucleotides. RefSeq names its product histone-lysine N-methyltransferase EHMT2-like. The record is from RefSeq and is a predicted model, not a curated record. NCBI's taxonomy places the organism in Eukaryota, Metazoa, Chordata, Actinopteri, Syngnathiformes, Syngnathidae. Gene Ontology annotation, cellular component: chromatin; nucleus. The annotation marks the transcript as partial. The transcript has 2 exons. Gene Ontology annotation, biological process: peptidyl-lysine dimethylation; negative regulation of transcription by RNA polymerase II. Gene Ontology annotation, molecular function: p53 binding; histone H3K9 methyltransferase activity; zinc ion binding.